Messenger RNA from Phaeoacremonium minimum UCRPA7, 897 nucleotides. RefSeq names its product putative vacuolar basic amino acid transporter 1 protein. Gene Ontology annotation, biological process: transmembrane transport. The transcript is spliced from 5 exons. Gene Ontology annotation, molecular function: transmembrane transporter activity. NCBI's taxonomy places the organism in Eukaryota, Fungi, Ascomycota, Sordariomycetes, Togniniales, Togniniaceae. Bases 1 to 897 code for a protein of 298 amino acids. The record is from RefSeq and is a predicted model, not a curated record.
AUGAUCAUUGUAUCAGACGUGACGACCCUUGCUAACCGCGGUAAAUAUCAAGGCAUUCUUGGUGCAGUGCUCGCACUUGCAAACGGCACGGGGCCUUUUGUUGGUGGUGUCUUGGUUGAGAAGGCAUCUUGGAGAUGGGUUUUCUGGAUUAUUCCUAUGCUAGCCAUGCCCGCCGCUCUGGCUAUCCUGUUCUUCCUGCCACUCGCCUAUGAGAAGGGCAAUUAUCUGAACAAGGCUAAGAAGAUAGACUUCGGCGGCAUAGCGAUCAAUCUAGCUGGUGUCCUUUUAAUUCUGAUCCCCUUGAGCGGUGGAGGCGUCACUUAUGCAUGGAACUCUGUGCAGUUCAUAGUAAUGCUCUCUCUGCCGCUGGGAGCUAUCAUUGUCAUCCUCAUGAUCGAGGGAGCGGGCAUUGGAUUGACACUGCAGCCUACACUCGUUGGACUGUAUGCAAAUUCUAGGACGGAAGACCGCGCCGUCGUAACAGGCCUAAGAAAUUUCAUGCGGACGAUGGGCGGUGCGUUUGGACUUGUUGCCGCCGGCGCGAUCCUGUCUAAUACUCUGAGCAAGGAGCUGUCCAGCUAUCCGUUCGCUCAGGGCAAAACGCUCUCAGAGUUGGACGUUGAUGACGUCCCUGACGAGGACAAGCCGGCGGUUCGCAAGGCUUAUAUGACGGCUCUGCAUUGGAUAUUCAUCUUCUAUGCCUGCAGCGCGGCCGUCAACGUCCUCCUAACUGUGGGAAUAGGAAACAAGAGCUUGAAGCCGGGUGCGAAAGCGCCCAAACACGAGCCGAAGUCUGAGGAACAAGAUGCUAUCCCGGAGACUGGUGUCGUGCAGGGGGACCAUGUCUCGACGGAGAGCGAGGCCAACGGGCCGGAAAAGAAACGUGAGGAGGUAUAG